Molecule: messenger RNA, 1734 nt
Organism: Triticum aestivum (bread wheat)
Lineage: Eukaryota; Viridiplantae; Streptophyta; Magnoliopsida; Poales; Poaceae
Exons: 3
Coding region: 131-1582 (483 amino acids)
Molecular function (GO): protein binding
Source: RefSeq, a predicted model, not a curated record
CUCGUUCAAGCCAGAGGAGGCUGCCAUAUAAACCUCCUAGGAAGGUGCAUGCAGGCGAUUUCCGCCGUCCGCCAUGUAAGCGUAGCCGCCAUCUGCCACUUCGUUGUUCCUUGAGAUCAGACCGCGCGCCAUGAAGCUCAACCGGGUUCGCCGCCGCCGUCGUGAUCUGUUGAAAGUCGACAGGCUAAUCAAACUGCCCGACCAUGUGCUGCUCAACAUCCUGGAGAGGCUGGGCAUGCUCGACGCCGUCAGGACCUGCCUCGUCUCCAAGCAAACGCUCAACCUGCCGGCCUUGCUCUCUCGGAUCGUCGUCGACCUCAGCGACGGCGAUCUACGCUGGAUGAACCGUGAUGUAGCCGACGCGACGGACAAGAUCCUGAGCACGAGGUCUCCUGGGAUCCCCAUCCGCAUGCUGAAGCUCAGGUUCAUCAUGAGAGGCGACGUGCAUAACAAGAUCGGCAGGGCCGUCGCCCUCGCCAUGGCGACCCAGAAGAUUUAUGAGGCAGAGUUCGAGAUCCUGACCAAGGACAUCUAUUAUAAGACAACUGAUGCGGAUCUCCUCGACUCCGCGAAGAUGUUCAACAAUUUUAUCGGGGAGUGUCCGGACGCAUUUGCCGGCCUCACGCGGAUGCAUCCGCACAACCUCAGGUUCCGUCAAUCGGACAUAACCAACAUCCUAACCACCUGCAAGCGGCUCGAGUCGUUGCAUUUGUCCCGGUGUGAUGCAGGGGACAAGUCGGUGCUGCGCGUCGACCACGCCACACUCGUUGAGCUUACAUUCGUCUAUGGGGAAUUUUUAAGAGUAGAGCUUCACAGUCUACCGAAGCUUCAAUGGAUGACCUUGCAUAAAUGGGCAUACAAAACUAACAAUCCCUUGUUCCUUGGUUUUGUCCCUCGGCUAUCCAAACUAAGCCUCACUAACGCGUAUCGUUCAUCAAACAACCACAAGUUAAGCCAAUUGCUGGUUAACGUCCCCUCGAUAAGUGAUUUGCAUCUGGAUUUUCUAAGUGAAAAGAUUUGGGUUCAACCAGAAUCCAAGAAACUGGUUGCGCCUGUGCUCAGCAAACUACGCCUUGUGAAUCUCAACAAUCUUCCUGAGGAAUGUGAUAUCGCUUGGACAAUGUUCUUUCUUGAAGCCGCACCAUCUCUAGAAGAGUUUUCCAUCACAGUAUGGGAUCAUAAGUGCGAAAUGAAGUCGCAAAAAAGUCACUCCCAGAAAACAGAUGUGAAGUGGGAGCCAUCUACUCCUGAUUUCAACCACAAAAAUCUGGCAAGGCUUACUAUCUAUGGCUUCCAAUCAGACAACAACUUCAUGCGAUACGUGAGGCGCGCCAUUCAAGCUGCGGUGAACAUCAAGGAGGUAUCUCUGCACGAUAGGAAGGUGUGCAAGCUAUGCACUCACAAGUUCCCUCAUAUCGGGGUUCGUCCUUCGAGUUAUCCACGGACUAGCGAGGAGGUUGAUUUAUUCAGGAAGAAGAUCACCGAGGCGAAGGCCGGUUCCCAUGCUAUGAUUCACUUGCACACCAUCGGUGAAUCUUUUGCUCUCACCAUGGCGGCUGAGAACCAAGAUGCGGCCGAUUAGUCCCUGGACUCGAGAACUUAUACUAGUAGCUAUUGCGUUUGUUAUUGUUUUUCUCUUGAAUUGUUUCUUAAUUGACUAGAUAGUAUAAAAUAUAUCUCGGCUACUCUCUUGUUGACUACUUUGAAGCCCGUGUAUAUACGUUUGCUCUCUUU